AUACCUUAAUGUCAGGAGUAGACGCGCAGUAGGAUCUCUAUGUCGGGCGAAGAGACCGUGGUCUUUUAACGACAGCUCACUAGAGCGAGCUGGGUCCGGGCUGACAGCAGGCUCGAGGGAUGACAAACCAUGAAAUCUGUCAGUUGGCAUUUAAUUAACCAGAACCAGAACCUCGACCUACUUCCGGGUCACGUGAUGGACGCAUCAGGCGGGGAGUCAACGCACCGACCGUAACUAACCCAGUACAGGCGCAGUGAGACAGGAGGCUGGCCUGGGUUCGGUAGCGGGCGGCUCACAUGAACACAUGAACAUGACCGCAGAGCUGCUGCUGCUGCUGAUCCAGCCGAGCAGGUGCCGAGUCAGAGCGGCACACCGGGCCUAGCGGCUCUGCGAGGGGAACCACGGCUCCACCGGGAGACCUGCUGUGAUCCGUUGUCUCUGGGUGUGUUAUACAGUGAGUGGGUCCGUGUACCGAUCCGUUCCGUUCCGGUAGGUUGUCGCCGGUGUGCUCAUGAUGUAGGCCGGUAAUCCUGCUGGAGGACGCAGCGGUGGGAUUCACAUUUCCACACCGGUAGAGAAAACAAAGCGACAGAGUCGAAGGCGAGAGAAAGAGGCUUCUGUAAUUCAUGUGCCGGUUAACGUCUGCUAGGCAAGAUGAGUACAGACAGACCCAAACGGAACAUCAUCAAAAAGAAAUAUGACAUCAGCGACGGGAUGCCGUGGUGUGAAGAACGUCUGGUCCGGAAAGUUCUGUUCCUCUCGCUCAGGGAAUUCAGAGACACACACCGCGCCACGCACAAACACUCACACAUACACACACGGGCACGCAAACGCACGCCGAAAAAUACGCUCUUACAGCAAAAGACACAGACGCUACCUAAAACACACACGCAGAAAAACCCACGCACAAGACAGAGCGUGCACGCACCACAACAACGAGUCACACACAGACACACGCAGAAAAACACACAAAACGUGCACAUUUCAAAACAGCUACGCGCUCAUGAACACGCCAGCAAAGGGCAAAAACCCUCUCAGGACUCGCACACACCAAAAAAUAAAUGCACUCACACACUACACAACACGCAAUCAAAAACGUGUGCAGGGAAAAAGACACACACUGUACAGCAUACACACUUACAAGAAAACACACACACGUUUCAGAAGAGUUCAGUAUCGACCAGGACGCUACGCUCACAUAAAACACACAACACACUGCCGCUGCUCAACUCCAGAUACACAGAAACUACAAAACACACACACACUACUCAGCACAAACACUCAGUGAAGAACAGCUGCACGCCUGAAAACACACCGACGCUGCUGAGCCCUCCCGUCCCGGCCAGGACGCUGCGGUCACACACUCCCACAAGCCUCAGCGGCUCCCUGGUUAACGGCAUGAGCCGGUGUCAGUCCCUCCUGUCAGCGAGCUGGAGCUGGUCCUUACAGCGCCGCCUUGCGAGCAUCCAUCGCCACAAGGACGACCCCGCCAACAAGAGACCAAGGCUGCAAGCGCAGAGGAAGUUUGCCCAGUCCCCUCCCAGCUCUCCAGGGCCGCAAGGGUCAAUGACACCAGCGCAAAGUAACCACGCCCACAACCUGGCCGUGGUCACCUGUCUGACGAGACGCAGACCCAAGACUGAGGACUUCCUGUCUUUCCUCUGUCUGAGAGGUUCGGCAGCGUUGCCUAGCAACAUGGCCUUCUUAGCGAGCGGACGAGCGAAGGAGCCAGCUGGCACUCGGCAUCUUACUUCCUGUCUUUCCACCAAUCACAGGACUGCAGCUGAGAGGAAGAACAUGAGCAUAUUCAGGAGAACAACCGCGCAGCGAGACUCUCGGUCCGUGAGAGGGAGACCCGGAGGCUCGGCGGCGGUCAGCUCCUUCUGCCCUCUAACCGCCCGGGCUCAGAGGAGGAGGGAGAGAGAGAGGAGAGAAGAGGAGCAGCAGAGGAGGAGGAGGAGAGAGGGAGUUGAGAGACACCUCCUGAGGCCUCGCCAGCUCCCCCUACAGGGCAAGAGGACUAACAAGGUUGCCGUGGUGACUGGACGCUCUGAACAAAGAAGCUCCUCUGUCAGGUCAGUUCCUACCUUAAAGCCUAGCACGGGGGCGGGCAGCAGACGCUCCCCCAGACCCUGCACCAGGCCCAGCAAUACCUGUAAACCCAGAGUCCAGGAACACAACAACAACAACAAGCACCUCUCCCGGCACAGCAAACACCAGCUGCCUCGCAAUCACCACCCGACUAACUACUAUAGCAACACCAAGACCUUCAGUAGUCCCCCGAACUCAGGAAGACAUCCAAGCAGGACUCAAAUACCAUUGACUAACGGCUCGGCCAUCAGACCGCCGAGUGAGAAGCCCGGGGUGCUGAGGUUGUCCAGGAGAAGGAGAGGCCUCCCGCCAGACACCAGCCCUAAUCCCCCUCUGAACCGGCUCCUUUCAGACAACAACUCAUCAAAGAAGUGCAGGACGGUGCAAUACAACGACGAUGUCCCACUGGAGGGAGACGGCCAUACUGGGGAGAUCCCACAGAGGGAGGUAAAAGAUGUUAGUGGGGAGUAUGUGAGCGGUGAAGACGGAUGUGGAGAGACGAGACUAGAGAAGAACAGUGAGGACCUACAGGACAAGUUAACCUCUGCCCUGGAGCCCAACCUCACCGACAUCAUCACAAACUAUGACCUCAGCCCCGUCACCGAGGUCAUCUGCAGACACGUGAGAGAGAAAAGGCUCAAGAGAAACCAGCUCGCUUCAUCCACGACCCCAGCCAUCACCCGGACUACUAGUUCCAGAGCUGCUAGGACUACUGUAACUAAAGCUGCUAUCAACUCAGUGACAUCUACACGCUCUGACCCACCAGCCACUUAUUCUGCCAGGAACACUGCUAAGGGUGCUAACAAGGGUACUAGCAAGGAUAUUACCAAGUGUACUUCACCAGCCAGCAGUUACUCUACCCAUAAUUCCAAAGGUGCUGCAAAAGACGCUUCCAAGGGUACCACAGAGGACUCGACAAAGGACAGUGCACCUGUCAGUAGCUAUUCCAGCACUUCCAAGGGCUCUACGAAGGGCCUUACCCAUACCAAGUCUACUACCUCAGCCAUUAAGACCAGGACCAGCCCCAGAAUCCUCCUGAAGCGCUAACAAACACCUGGAAACAGAUAUUGAGAAUUGAAGAGCAAAAUAUUAGAUCCUGUUGAGCAUGACGAUGGCUGGUUGGAUAGUGACGUAUUGACUGUGCUGAGGUCACACAGCAUAACGGCAGACACGCUGUAUAAUGGACUGUAUAGUGAAAAGUUUUCGGAUGCUUCCCCGCUGUAUCUGAAACAAUAGCUUGGUAUUUUUGUAUUGUUCACAUGAAAAAGGAACUGAUUUUUUUUUAUCAAAGCACAUGGUUUAACUUCUGCCGUACAGUUUUCAGUAGCGUACCUACAGAAAGCGGCGACGUGCCGUUGCUGGUCAGGUGACAAUACAGGCCUGCCGUUUUAUUUAAACAGGAAUAAUCUGUUCAGGAUCGAUAACAUAACACUUCAAAUCCUCAGCGGAAUUAAAGGAUAAGUUCAAAUUUUUUCAAAUCUCCCUUAAAAAGGACAUUUCAUGCUCAUUUUCAGCUUCAUACUUGUAUUUAGGGUUUCUACUAGAACAUGUUUACAUGCUUUAAUGUUCAAAAAACACAUUAUUUUUCUCAUCCUGUUGUCUGAAUACACCUGCAUUCACUCUCUGUCAUGCUCUGAAUCUGCAUUAGGGAAGGUUAUGUUAAUGGAACAAUAGGAAAUAUUCAAUGUACAUGUGGGUAUUGUUUUAAGACUGACUUGAAAAAAAUGUGAACCUAUCCUUUAAGAAGCCAGCGGCACGUAAGCACAACGGAAACAUUUGAUUAACACAUGGACUCUGACCUCCAUUAUGGCCACCAGAACCAGCUGUAACAUCUACUGGUCUGUUCAAUGGACACAGAUUGUUUAGAUACAUGCGAAGUAUACAAGAACAAGAC
Messenger RNA from Sebastes umbrosus (honeycomb rockfish), 3985 nucleotides. RefSeq lists its product as uncharacterized. The transcript is spliced from 8 exons. Lineage: Eukaryota; Metazoa; Chordata; Actinopteri; Perciformes; Sebastidae. The coding region runs from base 655 to 3138 and encodes 827 amino acids. The record is from RefSeq and is a predicted model, not a curated record.